CCGUGCUCUGUUUGGCAAAUACAGACUCCGUCCGCGGACUGGCGCGACUAGUGCGUGCGCACGAACAUUCUAAAAGAACGUGAACUUGAGACGGAGAACACACCAACCACGAGUGCAUAUGAAGAUCUGCAACGGAGUUCGGAGUGUAACUAUAUUACGGAGUAAUUCAUUGAUUAUUUAAUUAAUUAAUUAAAAGUGCUGAGAAAAGUGCUUCGGCUGCGCGCGGGACGCUGACAUGGACGUGAUCCCGAUGUGCAGCAUCUUUAACGAGCUCCAGACAGUACAUGACACUGGAUAUUUCUCCGCACUCCCAUCCUUAGAGGACAACUGGCAGCAGACAUGUCUGGAGCUGGAGCGGUAUCUAUUGCGUGAGCCUUAUGUCGGCGCAGAGGAGUCUCUGUGGAGCCAGCUGGUUCUCUGCUGUGGAGGGUCGUCUGGAGGAGGAGGGGAGGCUGUCUCUGCGUCGGCCCCAGGCCCGAGCUCCCCUCCUGGGCAUGGUGAGGAGGCUGACCACCCCCCGGUGGUGCUGCAGGGAGGACUGGGCCCCGGCUCCGACACGGCCAGCGAGGCCUCGGACAGCUCCGAGGACGCGACCUCCGACCUGCUGCUGACCCCGGCCGAGGUGUCCGUGGAGACGGGCGACAGAGGGGAGAGGUCGUCGCCGGGGGCGACGGAGGGGAGGCGGAGAGUGCAUCGCUGCCUCUUCAGCGGCUGUCGGAAGGUGUACACCAAGAGCUCCCACCUGAAGGCCCAUCAGCGCACUCACACAGGUGAGAAGCCCUACAGGUGUUCAUGGGAGGGGUGUGAGUGGCGUUUUGCUCGUAGUGAUGAACUCACACGUCACUUCAGAAAACACACAGGAGCCAAACCCUUCAAAUGCUCCCAAUGCGACAGGUGUUUCUCGCGAUCUGACCAUCUGGCCCUGCACAUGAAGAGACAUGUCUAGUAUGACCAAGAAGAGUGUGUGUGUGUGUGUGUGUGUGAAGGGUGAAUGGAGAGGGAAGCUUAUGUGCAAUGUGUUUAUAUAGGUUAUCGUUUACCUGACAGACUAAGCUUUUAUUUUGUCUCUGUUUGCACCGCCUGAGAACCACUAGCCUGAGGACACACGCUCUCAGUGGGCGCUAGCAUUAGGCUAGUAGCGCUUGUGCUAGCCUUAGGAUAACAUGCUGUUAGUUGGUGCUAGCAUUAGGCUAGUAGCGCUUGAACUAGCCUUAGGAUAACAUGCUGUUAGUUGGCGCUAGUAUUAGGCUAGUAGCGCUUGAGCUAGCCUGAGGACACACGCUCUCAGUGGGCGCUAGCAUUAGGUUAGUAGCGCGUGAGCUAGCCUUAGGAUAACAUGCUGUUAGUUGGUGCUAGCAUUAGGCUAGUAGCGCUUGAGCUAGCCUUAGGAUAACAUGCUAUCCGUUGGCACUAGCAUUGGGCUAGUAGCGCUUGAGCUAGCCUUAGGACAACAUGCUGUUAGUUGGUGCUAGCAUUAGGCUAGUAAG
Alosa alosa (allis shad) is the source of this 1487-nucleotide messenger RNA. RefSeq names its product Krueppel-like factor 6. Bases 236 to 946 code for a protein of 236 amino acids. Gene Ontology annotation, molecular function: DNA-binding transcription factor activity, RNA polymerase II-specific; RNA polymerase II cis-regulatory region sequence-specific DNA binding. Gene Ontology annotation, biological process: regulation of transcription by RNA polymerase II. NCBI's taxonomy places the organism in Eukaryota, Metazoa, Chordata, Actinopteri, Clupeiformes, Clupeidae. The transcript is spliced from 4 exons. The record is from RefSeq and is a predicted model, not a curated record.